Messenger RNA from Salvelinus namaycush (lake trout), 1233 nucleotides. RefSeq lists its product as uncharacterized. Gene Ontology annotation, molecular function: transmembrane signaling receptor activity. Gene Ontology annotation, cellular component: plasma membrane. NCBI's taxonomy places the organism in Eukaryota, Metazoa, Chordata, Actinopteri, Salmoniformes, Salmonidae. The transcript has 10 exons. The record is from RefSeq and is a predicted model, not a curated record. The annotation marks the transcript as partial.
AAUGUGUUUUCUGUUGUUGUGUCUACAGAUACACAGAUUGUGUCCACAGUGAGUCAUGUGUCUGUAAAGCAAGGAGGCUCCAUCACCAUCCCAUGUCUCCAUGAUCAGAGCUAUAGAAACAAUGUGAAAUACUUGUGUAAGGAAUAUUAUUGGUUUGGUUGCUCUACUGUUGUACGCACUGAUCAUCCUAAAACCAGUGGAAACACCUCAAUCUCUGAUGACAUCAACCAGCGAAUCUUCACUGUGACCAUGACAAGUCUUAGUUCUAGUGAUUCUGAUUAUUACUGGUGUAGUGUGGAGAAGAAGAAUGAGGGAGAUGAUGGGGCUAGACUGCAGAUAUCUGUUACUCCAGGUACUCCAGAACUUUAUGUGGACCAACAAGAGAUGACUGGAGUUGUAGGAGGGAGCGUCACCGUGCUCUGUUACUAUAGUUCAUAUGGACGCCGCGGGAGGUGGUGCAGGAUGGGAGGCUCUUGUGUGGCUGUGGGAAGUUCUGGAGCUUUCGAUGGAACAGUUGUGAAGUUAGUGCAGGAGCAGAGAGAAACCACCAACGGUUUUGUCUUAACGGUGACUAUGAGUGGAUUGAUGAUGGAGAACACUGGCUGGUACUGGUGUGAAAAGGGAAAACUACAGAUGCCUGUUCAUAUCACUGUCAAUCAACCAACCACAACACAGAGCACCACCACAAACAGGGACAAUGUUGUAACUAAUGAGAACACAGAUGAGAAGCACCAGAGUUUGCUGGAAGGCCUGUUAAUUCCUCUGAGCCUGUUGGUGGUGUUGAUAGCUGGUACCUUGGUCACAUGGAAGAUGUUGAGAAAACAUAAGGACAAGAAGGCAAAGGACCAACCACCAAACACCUCAGUACAGUCUGCUGACCCUGAGCAGGACAUUACCUACAGCACUGUGAGUCACAUCAGAGGAUCAACACAACAGGACCUGAACCCUGAGAGACAUGGUGACUUGUACAGCACUGUGAUUCCUAAGCAGCACAGGACAGCACAAAAGGACCUAAACCCUGAGAGACAUGGUGACUUAUACAGCACUGUGAUUCCUAAGCAGCACAGGACAGCACAAAGGCAGGACCCAUUUCCGGAUGAUGCAGUCACAUACAGCACCGUGGUCACCAAGAACAAGACCCAACCAAAUAACCAGCUUGUGGUCUACAGCACAGUGGCCCAACACCAGAGAUACAGUAGGUCGCAAAGUACCAGACGCAAUGUUGAAUGUUAA